Molecule: messenger RNA, 195 nt
Organism: Colletotrichum graminicola M1.001
Lineage: Eukaryota; Fungi; Ascomycota; Sordariomycetes; Glomerellales; Glomerellaceae
Exons: 2
Coding region: 1-195 (64 amino acids)
Source: RefSeq, a predicted model, not a curated record
AUGUACAUACAGUCGAGGGGAGAUGGUACCCUGGCCUGUCUGUCUGAUGCACGGCAGCAGCAGCAGCAGCAGCAGCAGCAGCAGCAGCAGCAGCAGCAGCAGCAGCAGUAUGAGUACCAGCAGAAGCACCUCAUACACGGACCUUCUCCUUCCUCACCGUCUGCCUUCCUUCACCUCUCGGUAAGUAAGGAUUGA